AGUAAACAAAUCAAACAGAAUCGCGUGUUCGAUCGCUAAUUCAGGCAGCAGGCGGCCGACAGCAUCAGCGAGCGGCGCUCGAUCGAGUUCGAGGUGGCUCGUCGCUUAUUCUCGCGUUGAGCUUGAUCGCGGUCGGAUCGCGUUUCGUGUGCGUGGCGCAGGCGCGAAUCAUUCGAUUGGAACACGAUGCGGGUGGACAAGUUUCUCUGCGUGGCCGCGGUCGGUGGAGUCCUGACGUUGGCAGGAGCCAUUUUCGCACUGUUUUGGGGCGACAUACUGGAUGCGAUCAUUGUGAAGGAAAAAGUCCUCACGCCUACCUCGAGAACAUUCAAACUGUGGCGAAGGCCUACGGUACCGAUCAAGUGGACCUUCACCCUCUUCAACUGGACCAACGCCGAAGCGUACCUGGCGAAUGAAGCCACCAAACCGGCUUUCUCCGAGGUUGGACCUUUUUUGUAUUCAGAAAUCCUGGAGAAGAUCGACGCACGCUUCAACACGAAAAACUCCACCAUCAGCUUUCGCCGGCGCAGCUACUUCACCCCGGACGUGCUUCUGGACGGGAACCUCCUCGAGCAGAGUGUCACAAACAUCAAUGUGGUGGCGCUGACCGCUGCCAAUCGUGGCAACUCGGGCGGCUACGGACCGGCCAGGGGCAUUUCCUUUGCCCUGUACAACUUGGAGCAGAACGUUCUGGUGACCCAGCGGGCUAGCGAGCUGCUGUUCGAUGGCUAUCCGGAGCCCAUGAUCCAGGAGAUGCUGCACGUGCUGGAGGCCACUCCGCAGUAUGGACAAGAAGUGGACGAUCGGUUCAGCUGGUUUCGGGCUAUGAACGGAUCGAAAAAGUUUCACGGGUUCUUCAACAUGGACUCCGGUAAGGAGGAUGCCAGUCGGUACGGGUUGAUCCGUCAGUGGAACUACAGAGAUCGGGCGACAAUUGGGCACGAGAGUUGUGCAACGUACGAAGGAUUCGCCGGGGAGCUGUUUCCGACGAAAAUCCGCAGCGAUCAGGUGUUGAGGGUUUUUCUGAUGGAGCUUUGUCGCGCGGUGGUUUUUGAGUUCGAUCGAGAAGAGGAGAUCCUCGGGGUUGUGGGCUACCGGUUUGUGGCCAAUGAGCGAACUGUGGAUGAUGUGUGCAACAAAGAUAAGCAGUUGCUUCCGCGAGGUGCGAUCAAUAUAACGGAUUGUAGGGAUGGUGCCCCGUUCUAUGCGUCGUUUCCACAUUUCUAUGCGGCGGAUGGAUUCUACGGCAGUGGAAUCGAGGGAAUGAAUCCGGACGGCGCACGACAUCAGUCGUUCAUAACAAUUGAGCCGAAAAGCGGGACCGUACUGAGGUCUUCCAUACGAUUGCAGAUAAACGCCUUGCUCCAGCGGUAUGGCGGAAUCGCGCUAUACCAAGACGCACCGCGGUCGUACGUACCGCUACUGUGGUACUCGAAGAGCUUCGAUCUUCCCCAGGAGGAAAUCGUCAAGCUUAGAAGCCUGCUGGAUGUUUCCCAGCUGGGCUACCUGGGAGGGUUUGUCGUUGCAGUGCUGGGGCUGGUGAUGGCAAUGCUAGCGAUAGGGCUGAAGUGCGUCAUUCGGGCGACGCAGCGGAAGAGCAAAGCUAAUAGUGCUCCCGUUGUCAACGGGGAUGCCCGAGGAGAGUAUGAGUGCGUCCAGAAUGAGCAGAACAAAGAGAUGGAUCGAAUAAAGUUAUAAUGAGU
Messenger RNA from Armigeres subalbatus, 1703 nucleotides. RefSeq names its product protein peste-like. Bases 187 to 1698 code for a protein of 503 amino acids. Gene Ontology annotation, cellular component: cytoplasm; membrane. Gene Ontology annotation, molecular function: scavenger receptor activity. The record is from RefSeq and is a predicted model, not a curated record. Lineage: Eukaryota; Metazoa; Arthropoda; Insecta; Diptera; Culicidae. The transcript has 4 exons.